Rhincodon typus (whale shark) is the source of this 1433-nucleotide messenger RNA. RefSeq names its product protein rapunzel-like. Lineage: Eukaryota; Metazoa; Chordata; Chondrichthyes; Orectolobiformes; Rhincodontidae. The coding region runs from base 69 to 1253 and encodes 394 amino acids. The transcript has a single exon. The record is from RefSeq and is a predicted model, not a curated record.
UUAUUCCUUUUCUUUUCAGGGACAACUGAAGGAAGUGACCAUCUAAAUACAGUGCUUGGACCAUCAGUAUGGCUGGAACAGCAGUAGAUUCACUAGAAUUAGCAAAAGCCAGCACCGAGGUUGCAACCGCAAUGAUUGCAGUGAAGAAUGCAAUAUCAGUUGUUGAAAGCUUAGAAAAAUUAGCCUCUGCUGCUGGAGCAACAGGAGCUAUAUUUGGGGUAGCAGCAGCAAUUGUUAAACUUGCUUUGGGUAAUGUGGAGAGUGAGGAGUUGAGAUACAUGAAGGAGCAGUUCCAGAUUGUCAGAAAUAAGCUGGACAUCAUUUCAGAUCAGGUUCAGCAAGUGCUUCGGGCUAUCGAACAAAGCACAGUUAAUAAUCAGUACUUCCCCAUUGAAGUGAAUCUGAAAAACCAAUUCAGGAAGUACAUGGACAUCCUGAAUGCAACAGCGGAAUUCCGGGAGAAUGAGAAACAAGAGUUCCUCACACACUUCAAUGCGACUAAAGGUGACCAGAACCUUCACACUCUCUUUGAUGCAGUGAUGGGAUAUUCUGCCGUCUUUGGCAAACCCAUUCUGGAAACUGCCAUGGAAUAUGACCAGAGGAAUCGGCGUCUGAUAGAGGGUCUCUGCUCCCAUCUCAAGGAGCUCUUCUGCAUUGGCCUGAUUGCCCUGGUGGGUCACUCCGCUAUCACUGGGACCGAUGUAGAGGCAUUGAAGACAGAAUGGAAUGAGAAAAUGGCCAAAGUAGACAGUAAAAUGAAAUCCAUGAUAGAUCGGUGCAUCAAUGAGUUUGCUAACCAGGUAGAAAUAGAUGUUAAGAAAAUGUUAAAUGAAAGAGGUGGAAGAAAUAACUGUGAAUGUGCAAGUUACAUUCUAGGUGGUUUAUUGAAGAAAUAUGACUGGAUUAAUUGGUCUGUUCGGGUCUACAACCCUGUCCAUACCUUUAAGAAUCACUGGGUGAAUGGUUACAAUCGAUUUGAUCUUUUCAGACACAAUGGGGUUAAUGCUGUUGUCUCCUUUGCAAUUGAUCCAAAACCAAUUGAUAAAAGUUACAUAAGGAAGUUAAUGGAGGGGAAAGAUGGCUGGUCUGAUGCAAGAGAGGUUGCAGAACAUGUGUACAAUAACCUUCCCUCUGGGCAUGUUGUACACGUAGUGAGACGCUACAAGGGUCUGUGGUAUCACGGUAACUUUCCUGCAGAUUGUCAUUUCUGGGAAAAUUACUCAGGUGUCACUCUGUGUGUUCAUUCAACAUAAACUGAGCUCUCCUGAGCUUCCCAGUUCCUCCUCCCCUGAGUUGAUGCCGCUGUCCUUCAGGGGAUAAGGUUUUGAGUUUUGGAUACAUUAUUCAUUCAUUGCCAUCUAUUUCACUGGAAACCAAUGAAUUCUUAGAUCACUUCUCGGAAAUUUGACUACAUGUUUGACCAUCUGUGUCUC